Molecule: messenger RNA, 1093 nt
Organism: Melanaphis sacchari
Lineage: Eukaryota; Metazoa; Arthropoda; Insecta; Hemiptera; Aphididae
Exons: 7
Coding region: 248-1057 (269 amino acids)
Source: RefSeq, a predicted model, not a curated record
CAGUCGUAACAUUUCCACCGGUCGUGCGCCAGUGUAAUCCACUCGUGACCAAAGUGUCGAUCGUCGUCGUGAUCUAAGUAAUACUAUUAUUACUUCCGUUCAAUAAAAUUUUUUUCACCGUCGAUUUCGUUAUCCACGUUCUUCUGUUGCAGAAAACGCAUUUUCAAUGGAAGAAUUCAACGAGGAUAUUUACAUAUUAUUCAAAGGAUAAUCAAUUUUGAAGAAUUAUAUUUAACUGAAAUAGAACAUGUGGUUUUUCAUGUUAUUCAUUUCAUCGUUUUACAUUUGGACAUGUGACGGACUGACCGUAAAAGCGGUAGUACCUCGGUACAAGGUUCGUGGGGAGACAGCCGUGCUCCGGUGUGACUUCGAGCUGGAAGGUGCUCCUCUGUACGCCGUCAAAUGGUACCGCGAAAACGAAGAGUUUUACCGGUUUGUGCCUAAGUCAGAACCUCAGAAGACGUCUUAUGCGGUGGAUGGGAUUAAAGUUGAUCAUAUGCAAUCCAACAGUCGACAGUUAACGUUGAGGGACAUAACAUUGAAAACCACAGCUAAUUACCGGUGCGAAGUUUCUGCAGAAGCUCCGUCGUUUGCUUCCGCACAAGAUGGUGGCCGAAUGGAAGUUAUAUACUUGCCUAAAGACGGUCCGUAUAUCACUGGCGAUAAAUCAAUUUACCAAUUUGGUAACACGAUCAAUUUGAAUUGUUCUUCAGCCAAGUCUUAUCCAGCAUCCAAUCUUCAUUGGUACAUAAAUAACAUUUCGGCGAGAGAAGAAUAUUUGAAGAGGUUCCCAGCACAAAAACACCCUCGAGGACUUGUGACGACAACAUUGGGGUUGCAUUUACCUUUAGAUGCGGAAACCGUAUUGAAUGGGGCAGUAAGGGUUAGGUGUGUGGCUGUAUUAUCACCCGUACUAUGGAUUAGUGACAACGAGAAAGUGUUGCCCAGACAAGAUAAAAGAGAAGCACUCCUGCUUGUUACAGGGUCUUCCAGCGAAUGUAAUUCCAGCAGAGUCAUCGUGUUCCUAUUUUUAUUAAUCAUACAUGUGUUUUUUUAAAAUAAAAUAAGAAAACAAAUUAUCAAUAAAUAAAUA